AUGAUUGAUCUUCAAGCAAGGCCACUUAGGGGAUUCGAGGUGAUGAUUGGAGAAGGAGGUGUUCGCGCAAUACUCCCGCUUUUCGAUACGAUAAACAAUUGGAUUGGCAAGCCCGUUGAUGGAUUGUAUCUCUACGGGUCCGUGCGGAUUUCAACGGACAAUGAGAUACUAGGCCUUUCGGCUGAUUUCGAUGUGCUGCGCACCGGUGCUUUCCAUGCCCGGGCUCUAAGCAAAUCGCUGCUGCCCACACUCCAAGGCUAUCAUGGGCAGUGCUAA
Penicillium hordei is the source of this 276-nucleotide messenger RNA. RefSeq lists its product as uncharacterized. The record is from RefSeq and is a predicted model, not a curated record. The transcript has 2 exons. Lineage: Eukaryota; Fungi; Ascomycota; Eurotiomycetes; Eurotiales; Aspergillaceae. Bases 1 to 276 code for a protein of 91 amino acids.